GUUCUGGGUUCCGCAACAGAAGAAGUCAUUAUUUCCUUGAAGAAAAUCCACUUGAAUUACCACUAAGGAGUCGCAACAUAAAGGGAUAGAGGAGGAUCGUCUUCCUCCACUCGGGUCAAGUUGUUGCACAUGGAUUGUCUAAUAGCUCAUUAUUGGCUCAGCUUCCUCCAGCACACUUUUCUGCUUUGACCACUGGAGGCUCUCAGCAGCUUAUGCGUCACUUCAUCUCUCAGUCGCUGAUCAUGGCGGAGCUACAGCUACAGCAUGAAGUGGAGCCUCAACUUCUCAAUGGGGACGACUUGAACGAGGAGAGGGAAGACGCGGACGCCUCGGAAUCAGUGAAGAAAAAGAGAAGAAAGAAGAAGAAGAAUAAGACCACCGCACCAGCAGGGACAAACGAAGCUGAGAGGGAUGGAGAAGCCGGAGGUGUUGGUGAUGUGACGAAACAGUUGGAGCAGCAAACACUGGAGGACAAAGAGAGGGAGGAGGAUGGAGAAGAAGAUGUGGAUGAAGGAGAGAACUCAGCUGGAAAAAAGAAGAAGAAGAAGAAAAAGAAGAAAGGAUUGAAGGGACAGACUGACCCUCCCUCAAUCCCUAUUUGUGAGCUCUAUCCCAGCGGAGACUUUCCAAAGGGAGAGGAGUGUGAAUAUCCACCAUCGAAAGACGGGCGCAGUGCAGCGUGGCGGACCACCAGUGAAGAGAAGCGUGCACUGGACAGGGCCAACGAGGAGAUGUGGAGUGAUUUCAGGGAGGCAGCUGAGGCACAUCGGCAGGUGCGCUCGUACGUCCAGAGCUGGAUUAAACCAGGGAUGACCAUGAUUGACAUCUGUGAGAAGCUGGAGGACUGCUCCAGGAGGCUCAUCAAAGAAAACGGGCUCAAGGCGGGCCUGGCCUUCCCCACCGGCUGCUCCAUCAACCACUGUGCUGCCCACUACACCCCAAACGCAGGAGACCCCACGGUGCUGCGCUACGACGACGUCUGCAAGAUUGACUUUGGAACGCAUAUCAACGGUCGAAUAAUAGACUGUGCCUUCACCGUCACUUUCAAUCCAAAGUUUGACCGGCUGCUGGAGGCUGUGAGAGACGCAACAAACACAGGCAUUAGGUUUGCAGGAAUUGAUGUGCGCCUGUGCGAUGUUGGUGAGACCAUUCAGGAGGUCAUGGAGUCUUACGAAGUAGAGAUAGAUGGGAAAACAUAUCAAGUGAAGCCAAUCAGGAAUCUCAAUGGCCACUCUAUCGGACAGUACAGGAUACACUCAGGGAAGACGGUCCCUAUCGUUAAAGGCGGAGAAGCCACGAGGAUGGAGGAAGGUGAAGCUUACGCCAUUGAGACAUUUGGCAGCACAGGAAGAGGUGCCGUCCAUGAUGACAUGGAGUGCUCACAUUACAUGAAAAACUUCAACGUUGGACACGUACCAAUCAGACUUCCAAGGGCUAAACAUCUGCUGAAUGUGAUCAAUGAGAACUUUGGCACUUUGGCAUUCUGCCGCCGCUGGCUGGACCGCCUGGGCGAGAGCAAGUACCUGAUGGCGUUGAAGAAUCUGUGUGACCUUGGCAUCAUAGACCCGUACCCACCUCUCUGCGACAUCAAGGGCAGCUACACCGCCCAGUACGAGCACACCAUCCUACUCAGGCCCACCUACAAGGAGGUAGUGAGCCGGGGAGACGACUACUGAGCAUGCGCCAGAGCUCAAGGCGAAGCAGGAGGAGCAUGACAGCUCAAAGACAACAAACCUCUGCAGACUGAUCGCAAUUAUGCAAUAUUUCUCUGACCCAAAUUUCCACUGCUUCAGCACCUUUAGGUAAUUAUUGUAGCAAGAGCAAAAGACUUGUGUCAUGGCAGUAGCUUACUUACUUACUAGUAUUUGAUUCCGAAGGAGAAGAGCCAAUAGACAAAGGGCAUAUCUUAAAAAAAAAAAAAAAUGUAGCGUUGUCAUUUUAGUCAUAUUUUAAUCUGCUGCUUUUAGGAAAUAUGCAAAAGAAAUAUAUGCAAAAGGAACAUGCAAAAAAGGUUUUGGCGAACACCUCGCCAUGAAAAUGCUUUGCUUCAUUGCGUUGUUAAGAACUUGUAAGGAAACUGCAAUGAAAUAUUUAUAUUUCUAUAUUUAUUUGCUCUAUUUUAAUUUGAGGCAGUUUUAUAAGAAAUAAAUCUUUAUAAAUCUUGCAUCAAUUACUGUGUGCAUAUUUAUAAAUACUCAAGAGUUUAGCAUACACUAUCAUAAACAUCAUUAGUGCAGGGAAAAAUUGAUAAUUAGUUAUUUUACUUAAUAAAAAAAUGAAAUUAUAAUUAUUAAUGUUUACAAAUGAUUAGUAAUGCUAUAAAUUUGUUAUUUUAACAGUUGAAUGUGGUACAUAUAACAUUUUACAUGCUAUAUUUAGUAUUUUUUAAUAAUUAAGAAAUGCUUUGUAAAACUUCUGUAAACAUUACAUAGAUAUGGCUGUCAUAAAGUUGCAACUGGUGAUUACAACACAUUCAUAAACGGUUUUUUUAAAUAAUUUGUAACGCACAUAUAUAUAUAUACUGUUUGGAUUGAUAUUAUCUGUGCACUAAUAAUCACUUCUAUAGCUCACCAGUAAAAUGUUUAAUAGGGCCAAACUAAUGCAACUAGAUGCUUUAUGGAUCACUUAUUAAUAAUUCAAUUAUUAUAAAUAAAUUCCCCCAAAAAAUGUUUAAAGAUGAUAAGUUAACAAAU
This is a messenger RNA of Centropristis striata (black sea bass), 2693 nucleotides long. RefSeq names its product methionine aminopeptidase 2-like. The record is from RefSeq and is a predicted model, not a curated record. NCBI's taxonomy places the organism in Eukaryota, Metazoa, Chordata, Actinopteri, Perciformes, Serranidae. Gene Ontology annotation, biological process: proteolysis. The transcript has 12 exons. Gene Ontology annotation, molecular function: metalloaminopeptidase activity. The coding region runs from base 213 to 1676 and encodes 487 amino acids.